AUGCCCAUCGUUAGACCUAGGGCACCUGAAUACCCUAGACCAGUUUCACCAAUCUGCGCCGACGAAAUUCCUAUUUGCAAGGACACAGUCGUGAUCUUUGAUAAGGAUGGUGGGAUUGAAGAGAGCGAGGAGCAGAGAGCGGCGAAGCGACGACGGAUCGAGGCGCACGCGACGGCGUACCUGCGUGGACAGCCUGUGUUCAUUCUUACGGCUGGACUGAGAGGUCCGUUUGGCGACGGAUGGCAAAAUCCUUGGUCCAAACAGAAAGUCACCCGUAUCGAUGAACGUACAACCAGUCAAGCGAGAUCUGAGCAGUUCACCAACCCUACCAAUCUGACGGAUCGGGCUUCACCAACAUCGGCAGGGAAGCAAGAGGGUCAGGCGGCCGCCAAAGCAGAUAUAUACCCCACAGGGCAAAAGAAGGACCCUCACGAAAAUAACCGAGGGUUGAUGCUGAGCUGUACAGGAAAGCGAAGAACUCCAGAUAUUUCUGUUUCUGACGAGGAGCUCGCCUCCAGGGACCCCAAGGUCGAAGACUGGUUGAAGACAAACGAAGCAUACAAGGCAGCAGUUGGUUUACAUCCUGAGCCUACGCCGCCAUCACCGAGCGAAAGAAAAGUGAACCAAGGAGACAAUUCUCGGCCUUUUACGGGCCCCGGCGCUCGGUCCGGUGCAGUUAUUACUAGCUCCAAUUACAGUUACCUCCCUCGUCCCCCUAUAUCGCCUUCAAAACCGGUCAAGCAGCACUUAACAAGCUCGCCGUCUUCUACGAAGUCGCGAACUGGGCCGCCUGACGAAAAGGCAACACAUUCCCCCAGUUCACCUUCGAAACAAAGGCUACGUCAAACACCACUCCUGCAACGUGACAGCAAUGCAAAACCAGCCUGGACAGACCAAUCUAGAGCGGAAUACGCAAUCUUACGGUCGAAGCGUACGACAGAUCAGCCUACAACGGCUGUCACGGAUUCAGACUCUGCUCCUGCUGGUCGAGCCGAUGCGCAGGGGCCAUGUCGACACAUACCCGGACUUUCGCCAUCUGAGGCUCGCGACGAGAGUUCUUUGAAAGGCGUGGCAGACGUCCAUCCCGCCUCCAGCGACGCUUCGGCCCCUCUGAAGACAGCACAAGAAAUGCCUCUACCAGGGCCCCAAGAGGUCGGACCUCCUUCUUUGGAGAAGGAGGCAACGGGGUCAAGUAUAAUGGCCGAGCUUCCGUCAGCUCAGCUCCCCGAAGCUCCCAUUCUACCUUCGCUACCUUCCAAUUUCUCAAGUCACGAUCAAAUGCUUCGUGACAGCUCCCAUCAUGGCGGGCCAGCGUCUGGUCUGGCGGGCAAUCAUGACAACCCGACUGAUCUAGUGCACCCCUCAGACGAUUCUGGACAUAUUGAUAAACACAAUGCUGCGAUGCCUGACCCACAAGCUCUGUCCGAGCCACAAGUCGAAGAUGAAGACGCUUCCAUCCACUCCCCACAGGAGAUAACCAAAGGCAUUGUGGAUCCACUGCUGGUAUCAGACGACCCAACAGCUCCCACUAAAACUUUGCGAGCGGUAUCCGGCGCUGCCUGGGAAGCAAUGCCUUCCGCCGCCGCAAAGAAGACGGGUGCAUCAAAAAGCAGGAAACGACACGUCUUUGUAGUUGAAGAGAAGUCGUCAAGAUCUAUCAAGUCAGCUUUGAAAGUUUCGAAAGCUACUCCUCCGAGUCAAGAAGAUACGGGCAUUUCCAAAACAGUAUUUGAGUACGGUGAUGAUCUGCAACUGGACAAGAACGAAGGUCACAAAUCGCUUCCGCAGGAUGACACAUUCCCAAGGACGGCCCGGGCAGCGUUGUCGCGGAGUAUUCUUAAGGCUUCCUCGCAACACUCCACAGGAGUAUCUGCCUCGAACAAUAUUAGCUCGGCAUCGACGAAGCAACAUGCGCAAAAACAACGAAUGCUCGGUCUGAUCGAGAACGACGACUUCGAUCUAGACGGCGCGAUAGAUGACCUGGGAUCAUUCUUAGACACAUGGGACGCCGAGAAGCACGAAGCGGGAGUUUCGUGA
Molecule: messenger RNA, 2037 nt
Organism: Cladophialophora yegresii CBS 114405
Lineage: Eukaryota; Fungi; Ascomycota; Eurotiomycetes; Chaetothyriales; Herpotrichiellaceae
Exons: 1
Coding region: 1-2037 (678 amino acids)
Source: RefSeq, a predicted model, not a curated record